Messenger RNA from Dioscorea cayenensis subsp. rotundata (Guinea yam), 711 nucleotides. RefSeq names its product myb-related protein MYBAS2-like. Gene Ontology annotation, cellular component: nucleus. The record is from RefSeq and is a predicted model, not a curated record. Gene Ontology annotation, biological process: regulation of DNA-templated transcription. The transcript has 3 exons. Gene Ontology annotation, molecular function: sequence-specific DNA binding; DNA-binding transcription factor activity. Lineage: Eukaryota; Viridiplantae; Streptophyta; Magnoliopsida; Dioscoreales; Dioscoreaceae. Bases 1 to 456 code for a protein of 151 amino acids.
AUGAUAAAAAUGAAAGAAGAGAAAAGGAAAGGGGCAUGGACAGAGGAAGAAGACAAGCAAUUAGAAUGGUAUGUGAGCUUGUUUGGUGAAAGGAGAUGGGAUUUCUUAGCACAAGUAUCAGGUCUCAAAAGAAGUGGGAAGAGUUGCAGGCUAAGAUGGGUUAACUAUCUUCACCCAGGACUCAAGCAUGGCCGCAUGAGCCCACAAGAGGAACAACUUGUCCUACAACUCCACUCUUAUUGGGGAAACAGGUGGUCUCAAAUAGCUCGGAAACUACCGGGUCGAACUGAUAAUGAGAUCAAGAAUUAUUGGAGAACUCGAAUGAGAAAAAUAGCACAAGAGAGGAAAAUGAACUCAUCUCCGGCUCUGUCAUCAUAUAAUGAUACUAAUUUUUAUUUCAAUGAACCUCAAUCAAGGACUGAAAGGGAAGAAGAAGAAGAAGGAGGAAACUAUUGACGGUGACCCUAUGGAUCAAAAAAAUGGAAGGACAUUGAACUGAGUUUUGAGGAUGGCAGUGAUGAAGGUUUGGGAUGUAUCUUGCAAUCAAAUGACUUCCCUAGCGGAGGAGUGCUACUUGGAUUCACUCUGGAAGUUAGAGGAAUAAGAGCUAAUAAAGGAUCUUUCCUUAGUUGAUGUGCCUAUAUAUUUCUAGCUUAUCUAGUCAAGUGUUUGCAUGAGAAAUUUUAACCAUGUAUGAAACACUAUAUAUAA